This is a messenger RNA of Phymastichus coffea, 2789 nucleotides long. Its product is annotated as acetylcholine receptor subunit alpha-type acr-16-like. Gene Ontology annotation, cellular component: neuron projection; postsynaptic membrane; synapse. NCBI's taxonomy places the organism in Eukaryota, Metazoa, Arthropoda, Insecta, Hymenoptera, Eulophidae. The coding region runs from base 674 to 2464 and encodes 596 amino acids. The record is from RefSeq and is a predicted model, not a curated record. Gene Ontology annotation, molecular function: transmembrane signaling receptor activity; acetylcholine-gated monoatomic cation-selective channel activity. Gene Ontology annotation, biological process: chemical synaptic transmission; monoatomic ion transmembrane transport; nervous system process. The transcript has 11 exons.
CAGAUCAGAGUGGAGCAGAGUAGAGAGCUCGGGGUUUUCUCUCUCGUAACGAGCGCGUGCGCCCGCAGUCCGGCGCUGCUCGUUGCGAGGCUCGCACCACACGUAUCAUUUCGACCGCCCGACGCAUGGCGCAAUAGUGGUGAAAGAGAGAGAGAGAGAGAGAGAGAGAGAGAGAGAGAGAGAGAGCGCGGGGGAGAGACGACGGGGAGAUCCGUCGCUCGAUCGAUUUGCCGCCGCCACCGCUGCUGGCUCCGUUCCUCAGCAGCGUGAGCGAGAGAAAGAGACCCAAGAGAGCUAACGCCACCGCGAGUGUAGUAUUAUAAUUAGCAUGAGGCUGUGAGUGCGCAGCGAUUUGCUCCGUCAGUAACAACAAGGGAAUCGAGCUAGAGAGCGGAAAAGGCGUGCGCGAAAACGGGCAAAGCGAGAGAAGGAGAGCGAGCGAGAAAAGGGAAAACAAGCAGGAAAAUAACGAGCUAUGAGGAGGCGUAGCCCCGUGGAGGAUGAGGCUGACCGGCGGCUACAGAGCCGUGAUGCUAGUGCUACUGCUGCUGAUGCUGCUGCUGUUGCCACUUGGAGGCUGCAGCACUGAGACAAAUCUCGAGGAGGCGGAUCGAGCUGGGGCAACGGAGGCUAGCGGCAAGAGAGCAGCGGCCCGCUCCGCGCCCUCGGGAACAUGAGAGGAGGCUGGACCCUCAUGGCGGCGAUCGCCCUGGCUGCGUCGGGGUUGGUAACUGGCGGUUUUCAUGAGAAGAGACUGCUAAACGACCUGCUGGAUACGUACAACACGCUGGAGCGACCGGUCCAAAAUGAGUCCGACCCCCUUCCGCUGAGCUUCGGCCUUACGCUUAUGCAAAUUAUUGACGUUGACGAGAAAAAUCAGCUGCUCAUCACGAAUCUUUGGUUGAAGCUGGAAUGGAAUGACGUUAACAUGGUGUGGGACCCUUCGAAGUACGGCAACGUUCGGGACUUGAGGAUACCACCGCAUCGUCUCUGGAAGCCCGACGUCCUCAUGUACAAUAGCGCCGACGAGGGCUUUGACGGCACGUAUCCAACUAACGUUGUGGUCAAGGAGAAUGGCACGUGCCUCUACGUACCACCGGGUAUCUUCAAGAGCACCUGCAAGAUUGACAUCACUUGGUUCCCAUUCGAUGAUCAACGUUGCGAGAUGAAGUUCGGAUCGUGGACUUACGAUGGCUUUCAGUUGGAUCUCCAGCUGCAGGACGAAGCCGGUGGUGAUGUUAGCAGCUUUAUCACGAACGGCGAAUGGGAUCUUUUAGGUGUGCCGGGAAAAAGGAACGAAAUUUAUUACAAUUGUUGCCCAGAACCGUAUAUUGAUAUUACAUUUGUCGUGAUAAUAAGAAGGCGAACGCUUUAUUAUUUCUUUAAUCUUAUCGUGCCAUGCGUUUUGAUCGCCAGUAUGGCCGUUUUGGGCUUCACAUUGCCACCAGAUUCCGGCGAAAAACUCUCUCUUGGUGAGCAGUUUUUGAAGACAUUCUCAUCAUUUAUAAGUCAUUCAAAACACUUAAUGUUCAGAAUGAUAGUAAUAAAACAAAUACAAAUAUUGCCCAUUGCAGGAGUGACAAUCCUCUUGUCUCUCACGGUGUUCCUCAAUAUGGUGGCAGAAACGAUGCCUGCGACCUCCGAUGCCGUACCGCUUUUAGGGACGUACUUUAAUUGUAUAAUGUUCAUGGUGGCCAGCAGUGUUGUCAGCACAAUUCUUAUAUUAAAUUAUCACCAUCGUAAUCCUGACACCCACGUUAUGUCCGAUUGGGUGAGACUCGUCUUCCUAGACUGGCUGCCUUGCAUACUGCGAAUGUCAAGGCCGCCUCGUGAUGAAGAUGAGCCGCCGCAAAAAUCUCAGAAGCCUUCUCCAGUGACGGAUACCAGCAAGUCGCACGGAGACUUGGAGUUGCACCAGCGCUCGAGUAAGUCCCUACUGGCGAACGUGUUGGAUCUGGAGGACAAUGCGCUCGCAUCGCACAAUAAUUUGCUGAACAACGUGUACAGUACACCUGGGCCGCAUCAUCCGCAUCACCACGUGCAUACGACUCCCCAUCAUCAUCAUCAUCCGCAUACGGCAACGACAACGCCUCACCAUCAGCAUCAAACACCGCUGGCCCACUCGUCCUAUCCGCCACCACCACCGCCGCCGCCAUCGGCCCACCAACUUGGCCACACGCCCCAUCAUCAUGCUCACCCGCCUGAUCCAUCGGCUGGCCCACAGGUCGAGACCAUCCUCCAGAGUGCUUGCUUCUGCGCGCGAUAUGAGCUCAUUCUUAUUCUCAAGGAAAUCAAGAUAAUCACGGAUCAACUGAAAGACAACGAGAUUCAAACGGGGAUUACUAACGAUUGGAAAUUUGCAGCGAUGGUGAUUGACAGAAUGUGCCUAAUCAUUUUUACUCUGUUCACGAUAAUCGCCACCAUCACCGUCCUCUUUUCGGCGCCACACAUCAUUGUCACGUGAUUAUCGAGCUCCUCACGCAUCCGAAGGAGACGAAGGCGUAGCCGCAGAAAGUGCAUCGAGGUCGCUUUCCGGCUAUGCUGUGGGCGCCAUCGUUAUUGCUGCUACUGCUGCUCAGCUAGAACAAGAGCCAAACUAAUGUCGCUUUUUGUUACACCUCAACCGUACGCUUUGGGUUUUUCACGGCUGCUCGCCCAGCCACGCGUAGCGUUUUAGCGCUAAUAAUGAGAAAUAUUAUUAAAGAUGACAUGCAUACAAUAGUGAAAUAGAAAGACAACAGGACAGAGAGAGAGGGGGGGGGGCGAAAGAGAGGGAGGGAGAGAGAGAG